Messenger RNA from Aphis gossypii (cotton aphid), 600 nucleotides. RefSeq lists its product as uncharacterized. The transcript is spliced from 2 exons. Lineage: Eukaryota; Metazoa; Arthropoda; Insecta; Hemiptera; Aphididae. The record is from RefSeq and is a predicted model, not a curated record. Bases 65 to 424 code for a protein of 119 amino acids.
UAAACGUAUACUUUUAUAUAGGUAAAUAAUAUUAUACAUAUUAUGUCAUUGCCGUGUAACAGUGAUGAUGACUUCGUCGUCCAACCACGUACCGAGUCUGAGCUAUUGGAAGCUGAGAUGUUUCGUACUGAAUACCUUACCGACCACCAUACACGGUCGGACUCGUUUUGCGACGGUGAUCGGAAAAGUUGCCUGUCGGUACGGGACCAGAGCGUUCUUGGACAGUCCGAGGAACACGCGAAACCUGACGGACGUCCUGAGCGUAUUGUUGCAGUCAAAACGGUUCAGGCUGAUCGACAGUUGUACAAAUCCACCUGCUGCUGUACGUCAUGUCAAAUGCAGUAAGCCUUCGCGUUCAGAUUCUAGACGACCGUCCUCCAAACAACUAGUAUGUAAAAUGUGCUACCCAUCAAAUAACAAGUGAUUCGCUCGAUACACAUUAUCUUCAGGGUAAUCACAAAACAUGCGAAUUUUGGUCAUAAACUUAUUGGAAUCGGAAUAAUAGUACAGUUAUCCAUUAUGUACAACAAUAAUAUAAAAUAUACACAUAUUAAAUGUAUUUUUUAAGCUAAUAAUACAAAAACCAUUAUAAUUUUUAAA